AUGGCGGCGAGGCCUUCCUACUGCCGACGCAGAUCAACUGUACAGCUCUCGCUCUCCGGAGCCCUUGCUGACCUAGACAAUCUCGAUGAGGUCCUUGAUGGUCGGCCUUUCCUCGCAGACACUGCUCUUAGCCUUCGUCACCCACACUUUCAGAAGGUUGGGCACGGACUUCGAGUACACGUCUUCGAUGGACACGGCAACGGAGAAUACCUCUGUAAUUUCGCCCUACAAAGCACCAUCGUACAGCUCUGGGGCCAAGUGCAGCCCUAUGCCCGAAACUUUAUCAUAGCACAUGUACUCUCCGAUCUUCGUUGCGAUGCCGAAGUCAAUGAUCGUGAUAACGGGUUCGUUCUUGUCGACGAAAUUCGUGCAGAUAUUGCUGCUGUGGAGGUCGUUGUGGACGUACCCACUGUCGAUAAUGUUCCGGACCGCCAUCGCGAAGGAAAAAAUGACCUUCAGCUUGGUAGUAUCAGGCAGCUUUCCCGACUGGUUCCACUGACAGACCAUUUUUCCAGCGUUCUGCAAGAUCAGACCGAGCUGGUCCGGCCAAGCGCCAACCAGCUUUUGGAGUCCCGGAGCUUCACGAAGCUGCUACAGGACUUCUAUUUCAUUCUGAGCAGUGGCAAGUCCCGUAAGACCCUUUGCCUAGGCGGACGAUGGGCUCUAGACGGCUUCAUCAUGACAGUGUCGUGUUCGGGACGUGUUCUGUACACGUCGGAGUCUAUCACGUCGCUCAUGGGGUAUUUGCCGAGCGACCUGGCCGGCACGCCCCUCUACGACCUGAUGCUGGAGGAGGAGAGGGGCGAGAUGAAGCGGUUCCUUUCCAACCCCGCCCUGGCGCCCAACCCCAACACCUGGUUCGAGGAUAACAAAGAAAAAUACACGAUAGCGGUGCACAUCCGGCGCGGCGCCACCAACGCCUCGGAAACGACUAACUACGAGAGGGUGCAUCUCACGGGGUACUUCGAGCGCUACAACUGUCCGAGCGAAGACGGCGUUCUGGACUUCAGCUGCAGCGAAGCGGAGGACUCACUUUCGCUGAGCAACUGCAGCCGCAGCGGCGCCGGCGGCCUCUUCCAGAGCUCUUUGCUUCACUCGCAGCUGCCGCAGGAAUCGUCCACCAAGGUAGUGUUCGUCGCCAUAGGGAGGAUGGAGCGGCCGCAGCUGGUGAGGGAAAUGAUGAUUAUUGAGCCCAGCAAGACCGAGUUCACGUCCAGACACAGUUUAGAGUGGAAAUUCCUGUUCCUCGACCAUAGAGCGCCUACAAUCAUCGGCUAUCUACCUUUUGAAGUGUUAGGGACUUCAGGUUAUGACUACUACCAUGUGGAAGACCUAGAGAAGGUGGCGUCAUGUCACGAGCAGUUGAUGAAGACAGGCAAGGGGACGUCGUGUUACUAUCGGUUUCUGACCAAGGGACAGCAAUGGAUUUGGCUACAGACGCAGUAUUACAUAACAUAUCACCAGUGGAAUUCAAAGCCUGAGUUUAUUGUCUGCACGAACACAGUUGUAAGUUAUAGUGAUGUCAAAGCUGAGUUGAUUAAAGAGGAGACAUCCAAGAGAAGUCCUUCUGAGCUGGAUAUCCACCCAGCAGAGGACAGCGGAGGGCUGGCUACUGCUGGGCCCUCUGGUGCGGGGCCCUCAGGAGUAGGGAUAGUGGUGGGGGGAGCUGCUGCUGCUACUCCCACCGCUGUUACGGUUUCUGGUCUUCAGGAGCAGCAGCAGAGUUUGUCCGAGGAUGAAGCUAGUCUACAACCGGCUACGACGCCGCAGCCAGGGCCCUCACACUUGCACCCACAGAAUCUGCAGCAUCAACCGCAACAUGUACAGCAGCAAACUCUUCAUUCACAGCAGCAGCAACAGCAAACCCUCCAGCAACAAACUCUUCCUUCGCAGCAGCAACAACAACAGCAAACCCUCCAGCAGCAAAUAACACAGCAACAACAACAAUCACAGCAGCAACAACAACAACAACAACAACAGCAACAACAACAACAACAACAACAACAACAGCAACAACAACAACAGCAACAACAAGUCCAGCAUCGCAUAGCCAUCCAGACUCAAGCCGUGCCCUUGCAGCGGCCCCCACAGUCACCCCUUCCUUCAGCGUCCCAAGCACCUCUUCCGCAGCAGAUAGUUCCCCUACAGCAAGAGGGUACUGUUGUAAGACUUCAAGAGGCAGGGAGCAUCGCACAACCCAUGGGACCUGCGUCACCAGGCAGCCAGAACUCUUCAUACACACCAACGCAGAUGCAACAGCAGCACCUGCCUGCAAGAGGGGAACCCCCACCCUGGCCUGCGAAAACUAGAUCAGUUUCCGGUAAUGGAGGACUAGAGACAAAUCUACCCAUGAAGAUUAAGUGUACGUCUAAGAACUGGGCUCAUUAUAGCAGAUCAAGUUUAAGAAAAGAUUCUAGUCAAUAUAGUGGUGAAGGAGGGUCAAGUAGUAAAAGAGCAAGGAUACAGCAGACGAUACAACAACAACAGCAGCAGCAGCAGCAGCAGCAGCAGCAGCAGCAGCAGCAACAACAACAACAACAACAACAACAACAACAACAACAACAACAACAACAACAACAACAACAGCAACAGCAACAGCAGCAACAGCAACAACAACAACAGCAGCAAGAACAGCAGUCGAUGAUAGAGGAGUUAGCACCUUCUCCGUGCUCAGACAUAUCAGGCACUUCACAUACCUCGAGGGUGUCACAUGGCUCCAUGCAGCAGGAAACCAGCUUACAUUUUGCAUCGAAGUCCAACAAUAAGGAAAGGUACUACCGCAAGAUAGAGCUGCCUCCUGAAUUGUCGCGGUCACUGUCUUCCUCGCGCCUUUCAGGCUCCUACGAAGAGGAGAAAAAGGAAGACCAGUUCAUGCAGAUGAUGGUUGCGUCUCCCACCGGCAGUGCCAGUUCUCACAACUCAGGGUCAGCUUCAGGAGUGCGAGGGGGCAGAGGGUCCACAAGUAGCAUUAUGGGGGCAGGAUCAGCCUCGAGUAGUCGGCAGCCGUUGCAGCAACAGCAACAGCAACAGCAGCAACAGCAACAGCAACCACAACAGCCUCAGCAGCAGCAAGGUGGAGGUUACAGCAACAUAGAUCUGCAGUACCUGAGUAAUAGUGGUGUAACCCAAAAUCCAUCAACGCCGGCAGUCAGUGGAACUGCAACUCAGGUAGUCCAGGUGGCGACUGUGCCCUUCUCUCCCGUCAUUCCCAUCAACCCCAUGGUAACCAACCUCUCCGUCCAGCUGCCUUCUGCACCAACCACUGAGGGUCUUCGCCAGUCAUUGAUAUUAAGUCCUGAUCAGAGACAACUCCAGGAACAGCUCCGGAGAAAACAUGCGGAGCUUCAGCAACAGAUUUUGAGACAGCAAGAGGAACUGCGGCAAGUUAAUGACCAACUCAUAAUGGCACAAUAUGGCAUGAGCUUACAAAAUAUAUAUAAGGGUGGAGUGCAGUAUACCCCUGCAAACUCAGUGGGCAACAAUGGAAGUUUCCAGAGCAGUGUGGCUGUGGGCUCAGGUGUGGGCAGCGUGAUAGGCAUGGGGACAGGUAGUCUUCCAGUGUCCACAGCACUGCAUCCUGGUGGCACUGUAACUCUGGCGACAGGCACUUUAGCGGGGACUUUAGCCACCCAGUCAUUUGUAACCAUGAGUACGCCCUCCUCUUUACAAUCACCUACAAAUACUGUUUCCACAAUUAACCCUGCACAAGUGAGUGUGCAGGGCAUUGGUACAGGGAUGGCGGUGCCCUACCAGUUGUCCCAACAACAGGCUCAAAUGCUGUUUGCUCAACCUGGUGGUACUGGCCAGCCUCACCAACAAUCACCACAGCACCAACCCAAGAAGUGAAAACACGGUGAUUUUUGUUCACCGCCAGACUCACAGCAGCGCCAGUCCCGAGAGGCAGAGGCUAAGGCUCUCCUGCCGGGUGUUGUGACGUCUACACCUCACUUCUCUGUCCUUCUGCCACUAAGUGACACCAGCCUGAAGACGAGGGGAUCAAGGCCUGCCACAGUCCUGAGUCAACACUGGCUGCCAAAGGGCUUCCUGCUCCCGGCGACUCGUCUCUUCCCCGUUCACACGCAAUCUACCAAAGAGUGCAUGAAUGGUUGCCCUUGUUUAGGAAGGAGAAGAGAAGAAAGAAAAGACAUAAACAUUUGCCUAAUAAGCCUAAAUUUUGAAUACGUGGAAGACUUGAAACGCUUCCUCUAGCCAGUUAGACAGAAAUAGAGACAUUAUUCAAUUCAGUCAGUUACAAUUGUGAAUUUAAUCUUUGAGAAAUGGUCUCCAUUGAAACUCUUUGACAAUCAUUAUGAAUUCAAUUCUGAAUUGUUUUGAUAUAUGAUACUUUAGUCUAGGUAACUAUCACAAGCUUUAAGGAGAAAGAGAAUAGGGAUGAUAAUUAUGUGAAGUAUUUAUGAUAUUUCUCCUGAAAGUUUGUAAUAGGAAAGAACCUGAUUACAACUAUUCAUAUCAAAGCAAAAAAUCCUUAAAUGUAAGAAUCUUUUCUUACAGAUCAAUUCUUCCUUUCUUACUUCAAGUAUUUCACAUGUUUUUUAGAAUGAAUUAAUAGCUGAAGUAUCUUUACAAAUUUCUCAUUUUCUGUAAAAAAAAAAAGAAUUAUCCCUUUCUUUAUUGAUACAUUGAAAAGUACCUGCUAGUGUAUUAUCUCAUGUAAAUAUACAUAUUUAUUAUUGAGAUAGAAGUAAUAUAUACAUGAUACAUGUAACUGAUUUUCAUGUCUUCAUACCUUUUUCUCUUUUGUAAAUGUUAUUUCCUGCCCUCUUCUGUAACUGACUGAUUGACUGAUGUAUUUAAUGAGGGAUGUCUCCUUUUUCUCUUUAUAUACACAGUAGUGAAAAAAGUAUUGCAAUGUAUAAUAAAUGGAUGGACUUGUUAUCAUCAUAGACCUUGAAAAUUUUAUGAACUAUGAUCUGAACAUCUUCAUAUAAAAAAAAAGAAAAAUUCAUAUAAGGCACAGUGACUGAACCAGACAUCAUAGUGUUCUGAAUAUACAACAUUGGUUUUGAAGUUCCAGAAAAUCUGAAGUAACGACAAUCGCCAGGGUCCGUUCAUAGACAUGCGUGUGAUAGAAGGGGAUGGGGGUUGUCAUGGAGGGACUGGAGUCUCAUGGGAAGUGUGUUCCCUUGUGCCACAUUACUUGCUCAGUUUUAUAAUCACAAUCAAAACUCAUGAAACUUAGCCAAAUAAGGAUGCAAAAACAAUCUUAGUGCUGAGCUUACCUAUUGAUAGUAUAACUGUGUAUCCUUAAUAACAUGCAAAUUGUAAAUACAGAAGAGGACGAAUUUAUGUACAAGUGUAAAGAUAAUUAUAUAUAUAUAUUUUUGUCAUGCCUUAUAAGGUAUUGUUUUGAGAUGUGAUAGAUGUAUUAUGACUAUUGAUAUAUAUGAUAUAGGAGCAGUUGGAAAAAACGCUGCCAAUUUUUACGAACAUAGUAUCUAUGUUCGUGUGCCAGCCAGGAAGUUAUAUUGGCUAGAGCAGUAUAUGAACACAUGGACAAUAGAAAUUAUUUAUUUGAUAAAGAGGGUACGCAGCUUAUCGUAUGUGAGUUUCCAAGAGAGAAAUAUUGUAUAAGGCUAUAGAUUCUGUCCCACCCUCUCAUCCAACAGGAAAAUGAAAAUAAAAUGGACCUUAUUC
Messenger RNA from Penaeus monodon (black tiger shrimp), 5655 nucleotides. RefSeq names its product circadian locomoter output cycles protein kaput-like. Gene Ontology annotation, molecular function: RNA polymerase II cis-regulatory region sequence-specific DNA binding; DNA-binding transcription factor activity, RNA polymerase II-specific. The record is from RefSeq and is a predicted model, not a curated record. NCBI's taxonomy places the organism in Eukaryota, Metazoa, Arthropoda, Malacostraca, Decapoda, Penaeidae. Gene Ontology annotation, biological process: regulation of transcription by RNA polymerase II; circadian regulation of gene expression. Gene Ontology annotation, cellular component: nucleus; CLOCK-BMAL transcription complex; cytoplasm. The transcript is spliced from 19 exons. Bases 1 to 3846 code for a protein of 1281 amino acids.